Messenger RNA from Arachis ipaensis, 954 nucleotides. NCBI's taxonomy places the organism in Eukaryota, Viridiplantae, Streptophyta, Magnoliopsida, Fabales, Fabaceae. The record is from RefSeq and is a predicted model, not a curated record.
AUGAAUCAACUAAAGGAGAUCAACAGAGACUGUUAUGACAAGUUGUUUGCUUUGGAUCCAAAAUUAUGGACCAAGAGUCACUUCACAUUUCUGGCCAAGAGUGACAUGCUGAUGAACAACAUCUCAGAGGCAUUCAAUGGAAGAAUCCUAGAAGCAAGAGACAAGCCAAUUCUGACUAUGUUUGAAUGGAUUAGGUGUUACUUGAUGACAAGGUUUGCAGAGAAAAAAAAGAAGGCAGAGAGGUAUGAGGGCUCUGUUUUGCCAAAACCCAAGAAAAGGCUAGAUAUCAUUGCGGUUAGAGCUAUGGAGUGGCAAGCUAAAUGGGCUGGAGACCUGAAGUUUGAAGUGAACCAUAAGAACAGGAUGAUCAUGGAAAGGUUUGUGGUUGUUUUGAUGGCUGGAAGGUGUAGUUCUCCUGAAUGCACACAAGGAUAUGAUGCUGCAACUGGAAUUGGAGGAGUUGAUGCUGCUGCUAAUCUACCUGGUGCUGCUGUUGAAGCAAGUGGAUCUGCAGCUGCUCCUACUGCUAGAUCCAGGAUGGUUAGAGGGAGAGGCAGAGGAAGAGCAGUAGUAGGGAUGGGCAGAGGAAGGGGUAGAGGGAGGGCUGCACCCAUGACUGCACCAGCAUCAAGGCCUUCAAACACCCCAGCACCACCAUCACAGCCUCCGCACAUCCCUGUACCACCAUCACAGCCUCCACAUACCCCUGCACCACCAUCACAGUCUCCACACACCCCUGCACCACCAUCACAGCCUCCACACUCCCCUGCACCACCAUCACAGCCUCCACAAACCCCUGCACCACCAUCACAGCCGGCCACCUUUCCCACACCAGCAUCACUGCCCACCACCUUGCCUACCAGCAUCACUGCCCACUGCACCAGCAUCUCAACCUUUGCCCAAAACCAAAAUCUUUGGUGUGAGAAGAAGUGGAAGACUGAAGAUUGGAGUUAG